Callithrix jacchus (white-tufted-ear marmoset) is the source of this 6203-nucleotide messenger RNA. RefSeq names its product zinc finger protein 629 (gene ZNF629). The record is from RefSeq and is a predicted model, not a curated record. NCBI's taxonomy places the organism in Eukaryota, Metazoa, Chordata, Mammalia, Primates, Cebidae.
GAACAAUGGGGUCUGGGAGGCGGGGGCCCGGAGGCUGGGCCUGAGCCCCCCACCCCGCCCGGGGCCGUGGCCGGGGGUGGGGGCGGGCGGGGGGCGCGGAGGGCCGAGGAUUCUGGGAAGCGCGGGGGUCGGCGGCGGGGGAGGGGAGCCUGGGGAUUCUGGGAAGAGGGAUCGGCCGGGGCCGGGGGCCGGCGCUGCCAGCGCAGCCCUGGAGGAGCCCAGCUGUGCUGGAAGGAGCCAGCACCUGGGGGCCGGGGGUGGGGGCAGAGAUGCCCAGGCUCUGGAUCAGCAGCGGGACGGGGGUCCCUGGAACACUGCAGUCCUGAGCUCUGGAAUGGAGCCGGAGACUGCGCUGUGGGGCCCGGAUCUGCAGGGUCCAGAACAGAGCCCCAACGAUGCUCACAGAGGUGCCGAGAGUGGGAACGAAGAGGAGAGCCCUCAACAGGAAAGUUCUGGGGAGGAGAUCAUCAUGGGAGACCCGGCUCAGAGUCCAGAAUCCAAGGACUCAACAGAGAUGUCCCUGGAGAGAUCCUCCCAGGACCCCUCUGCCCCCCAGAAGCCCCCAACCCCACUGGGUCACUCCAACCCCUUGGACCAUCAGAAUCCCCUAGACCCCCCAGCCCCCGAAGUAGUCACUACCCCAUCUGACUGGACCAAGGCCUGCGAGGCCAGCUGGCAGUGGGGCACUCUCACCACAUGGAACAACCCCCCGGUGGUCCCCGCCAACGAGCCCAGCCUGCGGGAGCUGGUGCAGGGCCGCCCGGCGGGGGCAGAGAAGCCCUACAUCUGCAACGAGUGUGGCAAGAGCUUCAGCCAGUGGUCCAAACUGCUGCGGCACCAGCGCAUCCACACCGGCGAGCGACCCAACACCUGCUCCGAGUGCGGCAAGAGCUUCACGCAGAGUUCGCACCUGGUGCAGCACCAGCGCACGCACACGGGCGAGAAGCCCUAUAAGUGCCCCGACUGCGGCAAGUGCUUCAGCUGGAGCUCCAACCUGGUGCAGCACCAGCGCACGCACACGGGAGAGAAACCCUACAAGUGCACGGAGUGCGAGAAGGCCUUCACCCAGAGCACCAACCUCAUCAAGCACCAGCGAUCCCACACCGGUGAGAAGCCCUACAAGUGCGGCGAGUGCCGCCGGGCUUUCUACCGCAGCUCGGACCUCAUCCAGCACCAGGCCACGCACACGGGUGAGAAACCCUACAAGUGCCCCGAGUGCGGGAAGCGCUUCGGCCAGAACCACAACCUCCUCAAGCACCAGAAGAUCCACGCGGGCGAGAAGCCAUACCGCUGCACCGAGUGCGGAAAGAGCUUCAUCCAGAGCUCGGAGCUGACCCAGCACCAGCGCACACACACGGGUGAGAAGCCCUACGAGUGCCUAGAGUGCGGCAAGAGCUUCGGCCACAGCUCCACCCUCAUCAAACACCAGCGGACUCACCUGCGCGAGGACCCGUUCAAGUGCCCGGUGUGCGGCAAGACCUUCACCCUGAGCGCCACACUGCUGCGGCACCAGCGCACGCACACGGGCGAGCGGCCCUACAAGUGCCCUGAGUGCGGCAAGAGCUUCAGCGUCAGCUCCAACCUCAUCAACCACCAGCGCAUCCACCGCGGCGAGCGGCCCUACAUCUGCGCCGACUGCGGCAAGAGCUUCAUCAUGAGCUCCACCCUCAUCCGCCACCAGCGCAUCCACACCGGCGAGAAGCCCUAUAAGUGCUCUGACUGCGGUAAGAGCUUCAUCCGCAGCUCCCACCUCAUCCAGCACCGCCGCACGCACACAGGCGAGAAGCCCUAUAAGUGCCCCGAGUGCGGCAAGAGCUUCAGCCAGAGCUCCAACCUCAUCACCCAUGUCCGGACGCACAUGGACGAGAACCUCUUCGUGUGCUCCGACUGCGGGAAGGCCUUCCUGGAGGCGCACGAGCUGGAGCAGCACCGGGUGAUUCAUGAGAGGGGGAAGACCCCGGCGCGGAGGGCUCAAGGUGAAGCCCUGCUGGGGCUUGGGGACCCCUCCCUGCUGACCCCACCGCCGGGAGCCAAGCCACACAAGUGUCUAGUGUGCGGAAAGGGCUUCAACGACGAGGGCAUCUUCAUGCAACAUCAAAGGAUCCAUAUCGGAGAAAACCCCUACAAAAAUUCGGACGGCCUCAUCGCACACCCAGCCCCCAAACCUCCUCAGUUACGACCCCCGAGGCUCCCUUUUGGAGGGAAUUCCUACCCGGGUGCUGCGGAGGGCAGAGCCGAGGCACCUGGACAGCCCCUUAAGCCACCAGAGGGUCAGGAGGGCUUUAGCCAGAGGCUGGGGCUGCUGUCCUCCAAGUCCUACAUCUGCUCCCACUGCGGAGAGAGCUUCCUGGAUCGCUCUGUACUCCUCCAGCAUCAGCUCACCCAUGGCAACGAAAAGCCCUUUCUCUUUCCUGAUUAUAGGAUUGGCCUAGGGGAAGGCGCAGGGCCCAGCCCCUUCCUAAGUGGGAAGCCCUUUAAAUGCCCUGAAUGCAAAAAAAGCUUUGGCCUCAGCUCUGAGCUACUGCUGCACCAGAAAGUCCAUGCAGGUGGGAAGAGCUCUCAGAAGAGUCCAGAGCUGGGGAAGAGCUCUUCCGUCCUCCUGGAGCACCUCAGGAGUCCUCUGGGGGCCAGACCCUACAGCUGCUCAGAUUGCAGGGCCUCCUUCCUCGACCGCAUAGCCCUCACCCGGCACCAAGAAACACACACACAGGAAAAGUCCCCCAGUCCCGAGGACCCCUCUCCAGAGGCAGCCACCCUGUCCACAGGCCAGGAAGGUGAGGGGGAGGCCACUACCCCCACAGGGAGCAGCAGCCAUGGGGAAGGGAAAGAAGGAGAAAGCCCCAAAACCCAAGAAAAGCCCUAUCUGUGCCCCGAGUGUGGAGAUGGCUUCACAGAAGUCGCAGCCCUCCUGCUCCAUAGGAGCUGCCACCCAGGGGUCUCCCUGUGAAAUGGGUCUGGAGACCAGGGGCCUCUCUCUCCAGAGAGGAACACUGGAUUUUUUUUCCCCCAAAAAAAUUACAUGGAAAGGAGGAUAACCCUGUCAGAUGGUAGUGGAGUGGAGGAGAAAGAACCCUGGGAAAAAACAGUGCUUUUACAUCAGUGAUGAGAAACCCUAUAAAAUUGUUGGUGGGAAGCACUUAUAAGGCAGUAGAGAAAAACUGUUGGGUUAGAAACCCUAUAAACAUGUAGGAAAAAAAAAGCCCUUUAAGUCUGUAGCAGAAAAACCCUAUAAACCAUAGUGGAUAAAAGCCCUAUUAAUUGUAGGAAGAGGUCCCAAUAUGUCUCUAAACAACUCUAUAAAACUGUAUCAAAAUCCUUAGGAAAAUCCUAUAGGGUUGGGGAGGUGCCAUGAUGGCACUGACCCGGGAGGAGUGACCCUCAGAAGGUGCAGGAAACACUUCCCCUUCACUGUUCCACAGUGUUCUCUCCUAGCAGCCCUGGACAGUUCCAUGGAGGAAAAAGCCCAGCUGGGGGAGUACUGUGGGAACUGGGUAGAACUGAAAAGGAAGAAAGGAGAAAAAUAAGUGAGCAGGAGCUCUGGAGCCGCCAGAGGAGAUAAGACAGAGACUAGGAAGAGAAGGUCCCGCUCACUGCACCAGGGUUCCUUGGGGGUUUGAGGCCAAUUUUAGAUGAAUUGGGUGCAUUAGGGGAAGAGGCUGUGGAAUUCCUUAUCAAAAAGAACCCCCAAAUGAAGAAGAAAAACAAAUUGGCAAGCCUUUUUAAAGGCUGAAGUUUGGGGUGCAGAAACAUGGUCAGUGUAAGAAUACUGAGAAACUACCACAAAAAUUAGGGAGAAACGGGGCAGUUUCUGUUAGAUUGCUUUGAGGGGAGCAAACCAAGGUGGAGAAACUGAUCACAUGGAACCCAGCUAAUUCCAGCCCCUUCUUGCUUCUGGGAGCUUGUGAAACUGCAAGUUACAGGCAGGUCCCAGCUCUUAGACUGCGAGGGUUCUCCUCACAACAGGCAGGACCACCCUUUGUCCCUGCCCAGCCAGAGACUUUACUCUGCAAGGCCUCCAGGGAUGGCGGUUGCCUCCCACCAUGUUCUCAGGUCUCAUCGUCAGGAGGUUUUUCCUGAAAUCUAACUGCCACCAGUGGCAGCUCAUUUCCUCGAAUUCUGUUCUCAGUGCAGAGAGAGAACCGCUGCUAGUCGACCUCCAAAGAAUAAAGCCCUUCAGAGACUUAGGGCCUGCGUGUGGGCCUCCCUAGCCUUCUCCAAGUCAGCAGGGCCACAGAAUUUCUUAGAAAGCUUUGAUUAGCCAGCAACCUGAUUUUAAAUUUCAGCCAUUCAAUCAUCUUUGUUGGUAGCAAGGCUGCCCCGCAGGAUAAGGCAGCCCCCCUGGUGGGGGUCCAGACACCCCAUGGACUGAGCCACAGGUACCUGAAGAGGCCACAGAGGCCGUACCACCCUCCUUAUCCUGGUACCUGGAGCCCUCCGGGGUUGUGAUGAUCCAGCCUGAUCUCAGCCUUGGGAUGGAUGGAAUGGAUUCCACCAACUUGGCUCCUCUCUCCUUCUUAGCAAGAAACCUUCAGAGAGAAACAGAAGGAGAAAGGCUCCCCUGUGAGGCCCAUCUCACCUCCCACACCACACAGUUAUACGUUCAUAAACCCAGCCAAGCCUGCUCACAGGCCUGGGCAUAUGUGGCUGGGGAGAGGCAGUUGCCCUAUGAGAUGGUUGGAAGAGAGUGAACUCUUGAGUGAAACAUCCGUAACAAGAAUCCCACUCCCUAACCCUGGAGACCCCUUCAGAAGGAGAGGACUCUGCUGGUGCUGGGUUGGAAAGGAAGUGCUCACCGACCCCGGCAAUGAGCUGUCCUGGAGUAAGGGGACUGAGAUGCCAGAUGUGCGAAGUCACGUCUCAGAGAGGGGUGACCUGGAUUUCUGCAAAGCUGCGGAGGAGACCUCUUAAUUCCAUGACCUAAAGGUUCACACAAUGCAAAUCCUUUGCCCUUCAUCUAUCCUGCCCCCAGUGGAUGACCCUCACAUUUAAAAGGAUCAAAAUCUAGAACAUUGUGGGAGGGAAAUGCCAGGCCUGCUAGGGAGAGGGAGAAGGCAGGCCUAAGGAUUGUAGGGAGAACCUUGUUGACAUUCACAUAACGCCCCAGCCCACCUAAGUGCCAGGAAGGGAAGCACUACUGAGGGGCCGCCUGCAGGUCUCUUCCUGAAAGAAUGCUGAUGACGGGGGCAUCCUUGUAAGACUGAGGGAAGAAGUCCUCCAAGUCUAGGCAGAUUCCUAUAAACCAAGAGGACAGCCCUGGGGACACUGAGGUCCAUCAGAAGGAGUCCCAGCACUGCCCCAGGAUGGUAGCAGAAACUGAAAUUAUAGAGACAAACCUCUCACAAAGCCAGAAGCAGAUGCCCUCAGAAACGGACUUGAGGAAUCUGUCCCCAGAAAAGGCCUGGGGAGCAGCUUUUGGGGCUCAGAGGCCAGUCCAGGGCAGUGUGUGGCUGAAGGCCGGUGCAGGCCUGUUUCGGACUAGGGUAUAGCAUAUGUAGUAGUAUGCUCGCAUGUUGUAGGGAUGGGUGAGGGCUAAGGGGCUUGGCUCUGGAUGAUGUGAGCACAGUUUGUGGGGUGAGGCAUUUUGGAAUAGGAAAGGGGCAGGGUCGGAGACCUCUGGGGUGUGGCCUAUUCUCUCUUGCCCAUCUCCCCAAGCUCCUUUCACCAGGGUCUCCCCUCUUAGAGAGAGCUAUGUCUUGGGAGGAUCGAAGCAGGGAAGUGGCAGCAGCUAGAGUUGCUCAGAUUGGCUCAGAUGAAGGCCUGGGGUCAAGGCAUUUGCCCACCAGAACUGAGUCUGGAAGGCACUUGUCCAACUGCUUGCAGGCCACAGGCCCCUCAGAAACGCCCUACUGGAGGGAGGAGUCCAACAAAUAGGAUCAGGGAGUCAGUGGGGAAAGUAAAGGGAAGAGCUUAGAGUGAAACUCGAAACUGCCGUGGAUAUGGAGGUCAGAUGGGAACUUGGAACUGGGCAUGAAUCCUGAAUGGUGGGGAAACUUGAAGCCAUCACAGCCAAGAGGUGGGGUUCUGUGACCUGCCCUGAGGUCAGCAGCUCCCAGACUCCUUUGUCCCCACUAGGGAAGCCCGUCACCUGACUUGUCUCCGUGGAGUGAAGAGAGGCCCCACUUUUGAGUGUUGUGUGUCAAAAACAGUGUUGUGUCACCAGUGGUCAUGUUGCUUAGUUGAAGAAAAUAAAGGGAAUAAGAUUU